This is a messenger RNA of Dentiscutata erythropus, 1383 nucleotides long. The record is from the annotation of a GenBank genome assembly. NCBI's taxonomy places the organism in Eukaryota, Fungi, Glomeromycota, Glomeromycetes, Diversisporales, Gigasporaceae.
AAUCGUGUUUUACAAUUUUACGAAGAGGUUUCUCCAAAUCGUAAAUCAAGCCAAGGGUUUGGAAUUAAAUUCCCGCCAGUUUUUAUUCAUAUACAAAAGGAAUUUUAUGUAAUAAUGGGUAACCAACAUUCUGAACAUAGAAAUGAUGAUUUUUCAUACGAAAAAUCAGGUUUACCAUAUAAGUCAGAUGUAGCUUUGAAAUGGGGAACUUGUCCAGAAUGUAGAGGUCCAAAUACCGGAUGGAAUUGGUGCCAAGAAUGUAAUUCUAAACAUUUUAUGCGAUUUUUUCAAUCUUGGACAAGUAAUAAUGAAAUAAUAGAUGAGUUUAUAAGAGAUACUCAAAUUUUAGCAAAAUCUCAUUCACACGUAUUUGAGUGGAUACCCUAUAAAAGAUUUUAUAAGAUAGAAUAUAUUACACGUGGAGGAUUUGGUAAAGUUUAUUCAGCAAGCUGGAGAGAUGGUAGAAUUAUGAGUUGGGAUAUAGAUAAACGAACAUGGGUGCAGCAAUAUAAGCCUAAACAACAAAAGGUGGCUUUGAAAACUAUUUAUAAUGGAAUGAAAAUAACACGAGAAUUUUUAACUGAGAUUAAAUCACAUUCUGAAUAUGACGAUCCAAGUUAUAUUGCUAAUUGUGAUCUUGGGCAAGGCCAUCUAAUCGAUAAUCGUGAUGAUUUGUAUUCUGAAAAAAAAAAAAAAAUUAUAGUUGGUGAAGGCCAUCUAAUCGAUAAUCGUGAUGAUUUGUAUUCCGAAAAAAAAAAAAAAAUUAUAGUUGGUGAAGGCCAUCUAAUCGAUAAUCGUGAUGAUUUGUAUUCUGAAAAAAAGGAAAAAAUUAUAGUUGGUGAAGGCCAUCUAAUCGAUAAUCGUGAUGAUUUCAUUUGUAAAGGUGAUCGACCACAAAUUAAACAAGAUGUUCCACCAUCUAUUGCUAAAUUGAUUCAACUAUGUUGGCAUGGUGAAUCCAAUAAACGCCCGACGGCGGAACGAUUGGUUGGAAUCCUUGAAAAUGCUUUAGAGAAUGAUUGGAAAAUACCACCGGAACUUAAAGAUAAUGACCAAAAGAUUGCUGAAGAAAUCAGAGAGUUCUUGAAAUCUCAUGGGAAGGAAACUUUGUCUGAUUUUAAACUCUUUGUAAAAGAUCAAAAUAGUAAUAAUCAUCCAGAAGCUAUUUAUAGAAGUCGAGAUUUGGACUUUCUUGAAAACCUAUCAAAAUUAAUGGAUGAUUAUGAUUUAUCUAAUUAUCUGGCAAAUAUGAACAUCUCUUCUUUAGAUAAGCUCCCAGAAAUUACUACUGCUGAAUAUGUGAGAUAUUUCGCUAAUAUUAAUGGUAUGACCCUUGUUAUCAUUAUACAAGUACUUUAUGUUUUUGUUAUGGAUAAUCGUUAA